AUGCUUCACUACGCCAAGCUGGACAAGUGUUUUUGGGCUGAAGCAGCAAUGACGGCGAUCUACAUCAAGAAUCGUCUGCCUUCACCCAAGUACCAAGAUCAAACCCCGUUUAAGAUCGUCAACGGAUUUGUUGAAAAGACAGCGGCUGUGAAGAAGACACCUCGUCAAGCUGCGUCAAGUGUUGAAGCAAGUGGAAGACCAAGCUUCGCUAUACCGGUGGGUACCGGUAUGUACCAGUAA
This is a messenger RNA of Peronospora matthiolae, 240 nucleotides long. NCBI's taxonomy places the organism in Eukaryota, Oomycota, Peronosporomycetes, Peronosporales, Peronosporaceae. The record is from the annotation of a GenBank genome assembly.